This is a messenger RNA of Solanum dulcamara, 990 nucleotides long. RefSeq names its product protein MKS1-like. The coding region runs from base 113 to 844 and encodes 243 amino acids. Gene Ontology annotation, cellular component: nucleus. NCBI's taxonomy places the organism in Eukaryota, Viridiplantae, Streptophyta, Magnoliopsida, Solanales, Solanaceae. The transcript has a single exon. The record is from RefSeq and is a predicted model, not a curated record.
UUGAGAAAACAAUGCGUUUUCCUUCCUUUCAUAAUUUCCUCCCAUUGCUUCUAGGUUUAUAAUCUUCUUCUUUCUUUUCAAUAUAAUUGACUUCUUUUAUUCGUUAUUCUCGAUGGAGCCAUCGGAACACUCCACCGGGAAAUCGCCGAAAAAAGAGCUCCAAGGUCCCCGGCCAACGCCACUCAAAGUACGUAAAGAUUCACACAAGAUAAAAAAAACACCAGUGGUGCUACAUCAGAAACACCAAUUGCCACCUCAUCAUCAACCACCACCGCGACCACCUGUUAUAAUAUACACUGUGUCUCCCAAGGUAAUCCAUGCAAACCCUAGCGAGUUCAUGUCUUUAGUCCAACGACUCACAGGACCAAAUUCCUCCUCCUCAUCAUCGUCUUCGUCGUCGUCGGUCUCCUCGUUUCUUUUUCAAGAAAAUAUGAAUAAUAUCGGUGCGAUAUAUCCGGCUGCUAGGUUUGCUUCAAUAGAGAAAACAAGAACCCCAAAUGUCAAUAAAAAAUCACAAAUUACUAAUUGUGAUUUGGAAAUGGUUGAUGAAGGGAUAGAGAUAAAUAGAGAAAUUGAAAGAAUAAGUACUAGUGGAUUUUUUCCUAAAGGUAUUUUGUCACCAAAUCCAGCUUCUCUUCAACCUAUAUCAUCAAAUUUCUUCUCACCUCCAUCAGCUGAAUUUUUUCAUGAUUUAAGCCCUUUAAUACACAAUAACAGGAAUUAUUUUGAACACAAUUACUUACCUAGCCCUUCAAAUUUUAUUUCACCUAGAGUAAUUGUAUCUCCAAGUACUCCAUCUUUUGACAUUGUCAAUAAUCUCUUUGACCACUAUAGAGAGAAAUAGAGAAUAGAGACUUCUCUUUCGAGAAGGAUCAAGAAUUUGUUGUUCGAGUUCGAAAUUUAUUUGUAUCAUUAUUUAGUGAUUUUUUUUUAUACAUAUAUCAUAUUUGGAUCGUCAAAAUUACUAAAUUCAUAUGAACCUGUCAUGUU